Molecule: messenger RNA, 5328 nt
Organism: Gadus morhua (Atlantic cod)
Lineage: Eukaryota; Metazoa; Chordata; Actinopteri; Gadiformes; Gadidae
Gene: axin1
Product: axin 1
Exons: 13
Coding region: 464-2938 (824 amino acids)
Biological process (GO): positive regulation of proteasomal ubiquitin-dependent protein catabolic process; positive regulation of protein kinase activity; cell development
Cellular component (GO): nucleus; beta-catenin destruction complex; plasma membrane
Molecular function (GO): protein kinase binding; ubiquitin protein ligase binding; identical protein binding
Source: RefSeq, a predicted model, not a curated record
UCAGACAGACCUUAGUGAAGAACCAGUGAUAGGUGGGCUUGUGAUUAAAGAUGGCGGCAGAUCAUAUACUGCAGGCUACGAAGGAAUAUGUAAUCAGAAUUCAUAGGCGCGCUGUCGGAACACUGUAUUUCACCACAACAAAGACAGCCAGGACAGAGCGACACACCAAGGAGCAAAUGGAUGAAAAAUAUAAGUUUCUUUCAGCAAUAUUUACCCUGGUCGCCUAACCACUGGAUGUGAGAGAGAAUGUCAACCUGUCGAGGUGCUCUAAAAGACCCACCAAUGGAACCACGUGGGGACGGAUGUCCUGGUGGAGGAGGCGCGUGCCCGGAGUCCAGUGGCCCUCUCAAGAUGCGCGUUACAGCGACACGAAGAUUUACACAGGAGAAUACAUACUGCGGAGGCAUAAGCCGAGCUCUGCAUCUGGUCGUCUGGUGGUGUGGUCGCCACGCAGACGUGGUGCAUGGACGCCGCGGUCGUCGCCAUGCGAGGCGUACGCGACAAGGGGGCCUACCUGGCCGUCCCGGGGGGCGGCUUCACCGAGGACGCCCCCCGACCCCCGGUCCCGGGAGAGGAAGGUGAGCUGGCGUUCGGCGAAGGAGGCCCGACGGCGGCGUCGCACGCCAACGCCAACCCCCUCCUCCUCCUCCCCUACGCCUCUAAGAGCGAGUCGUCCGUGGCCACGCCGCGGCGUCCCGACCUGGACCUGGGCUAUGAGCCGGAGGGCAGCGCCUCCCCGACGCCGCCCUACGUCAAGUGGGCCGAGUCCCUCCACUCCCUGCUGGACGACCAGGAGGGCAUCCACCUGUUCGCCCGCUUCCUCAAGCAGGAGGGCUGCGCCGACCUGCUGGACUUCUGGUUCGCGUGCAGCGGCUUCCGCAAGCUGGAGGCCAGCGGCGGCACCAACCAGGAGAAGAAGCUGAAGCUGGCCAAGGCCAUAUACAGGAAGUACGUGCUGGACGGCAGCGGCAUCGUGUCGCGGCGCAUCAAGCCGCCCACCAAGUGCUUCAUCCGGGACUGCGUGGCCAAGCUCCACGUGGACCCGGCCAUGUUCGAACAGGCCCAGACCGAGAUCCAGGCCACCAUGGAGGAGAACGCCUACCCGCUGUUCCUCAAGUCGGACCUUUAUCUGGAGUACGCGCGGACGACGGGCGAAGGCGGCGGCGGUGGCGGCGGCGGCGGAGGCGAGAGCCCGAGAACCGCCGGCGCUGACCUGAGCUCCAUCCCGGGGAACGCGGCGGCGGCGGCGGUGGCGGCGUCGGGGCACUACCUGCCGACGCUGGCUGAGGACGAGGAGUGGCGGUCCGAGCGGGAGUCGUCCAGGAGGGGUCGGGACGGCGGCGAGCCCGCGGCGGCGUGCAUCCAGGUCACCCAGAGGCUGCUGGCGGAGACGGCGUCGCAGCGCGUGGCCAACAGCUCGAGGUUCCAGGACAUUCGGGAGUACAGAUGCGCAGCAUGGCCAGAGCCCGCCUUGCCGUACUACGUCAACAGCGGCUACGCCAUGGCCCCCGCCGCCAGCGCCAACGACAGCGAGCAGCAGAGCAUGUCCAGCGACGCAGACACCAUUUCCCUCACCGAUAGCAGUCUAGACGGGGUUCCACCCUACCGAAACCGCAAGCAGCAUCGGCGCGAGAUGCACGAGAGCGCCAAAGCAAACGGGAGAGUGCCUUUACCUCAUAUUCCACGCACACAUCGGAUACCAAAGGACAUCCACGUGGAGCCGGGCCGGUUUGCGGCGGACCUCAUCAGCAGGCUGGAGGCGGUGCAGCGGGAGCGGGAGGCCCAGGAGCGCCUGGAGGAGCGGCUCAGGAGAGUACGGCUGGAGGACGACGACCUCGAAAGCCACGCCGCACCACCGGCCAAUCACAGGCCGGGGGCGGGAGCCCACUGCCAGCAGCCGCCACCGCACGGCCACGCCCACUAUGCCCUCCUGCUGGGCGACGCCCACGAGGAGAACCCCGAGAGCAUCCUGGACGACCACGUGCAGCGGGUCAUGCGGACCCCCGGGGGCCAGACCCCCGGCACGGGGCGGCACUCCCCCGUCCAGUCCCGCUCGCCGGACGGCCUCUCCUCCGCUGGGAGACACGCCCCCAAGGGGGACGGCGGCGUGGACCUCUACGCCUCCAAGAGCCGCAACUACGCCGACGGCAUGAGCACGGUCUCCUUGGACCCUGGGGGCCACAGCACGAAAGGCUCAGCGGCGUUGUGCAAGCGGGCGUUGAAGAAGGCAGAGGACGUCCCACUGGGACCCCCGGAGGAGCUGGAGCGGAACCACAAGAUCCUGCUGUGGAUGAUGGAGGGAGAGAAGGAGUCAGGCCGGCACAAGAGGAGCCCCUACGGAAGCGCCGCAGGGAACAACAACAGCAACGGCGACGGCGGCGGCACCGGCGCGGCCGUCGGCAGCGCGCGGCCGUCCCACCCCUUCAUCCAGGACCCCACCAUGCCCCCCAACCUGGCGCCCAACCCCCUGACCCAGCUGGAGGAGGUGCGCCGGCGGCUCGAGGAGGAGAGCGUCAGGGGCGGAGCCACGGCCGCCGCCCAGCCCAAGCAGAGGUAUGUGAUGGAGGUGAUCCAGAGGGGCCGAACGGCCAUCAGGCCGGCCCUGUUCCCGCCGCUGGACGAGGUGCCCGCCGUCUCUGACUGCAGUCUCUCCGAGCCUGAACACAAAGCGGCGAGGAGGCAGCCGAGCGAGAACACCACGGUGGCCUACUACUUCUGUGGAGAACCCAUCCCCUACCGGACGUCCGUGAAGGGCCGGGUGGUCACCCUGGGUCAGUUCAAGGAGCUGCUCACCAAGAGAGGCAGCUACAGGUUUUAUUUCAAGAAGUUAAGCGACGAGUUUGAUUGCGGGGUGGUUUUCGAGGAAGUGCGUGAAGAUCACGCCGUUUUGCCCAUCUUCGAAGAGAAGAUUAUCGGUAAAGUUGAAAAGAUCGACUGAGUCCGAAUCAAGACGUACAGUGUACGUUUCUGAUGGAACGAGCGAGAAGUUGGACGGGAGAGAGAAAGUGUUUUUUAGAGUGAGAGGUGCAGGAAAGUGGGAAUGGGACCGAUAAGAUAAUAACAAGCUGCUAGUGGUUCGUAGGGGCUACUAGUGGGAUUGAAUCAAGGGGUCCUUAAUGCGGAGUGCGGCAGCAAGUGGUACAAGAGGAAAGACUUUGGGCUGAAUUAAAAAAUCAAGGUAUUCUCGUUAUUGCAUAGAGAGAUGUAGCAUCAUAUUGAUAUGCUAGUGGAGCAGAGGACAAAAAACUGCUACUAAGGCUACAUAUUUUUAUAUGGUCAACUGGAAGGUAUCCUUUCUAAAGUAAACGCACUUGUAAUUUUUCUUUUUAUAUGUAUUGGUACCAGAUCUGUACAGUGUCUGUUUUAAAAAAGAAGGAAUGACAAAGUUUUAUAUAUUUAAGUAUUUAAGAAGAAAGCUGUAAUUUUCAGUGAUUUGGAAGCAUGGGGUACAGUGCCUGUAGAACAAAUACAGGGUCUCCAACAUUGAUGAUUGAACAUGCCUUGCAACAGCCAGCUCUUAUGGAUUUGCUCUUAAAAUGCAUUUAACAUUCAGAGCACCCACCGAGUGAUAUUUCAUUAGGCUGCACUUUCAGUGUUUGUUAACCUGACCCCCCGGGCCAAGUAAAAAUUUGCACUGUAUUUGCAAAAAUCAAUCUUCCGAAUGAACCGGGAACACCGUAUUCUCUAUCUUUCUCUAUUCAAGCCAUUUAAAGGCUUUUCCUUUUUCUGUCGGUGACAUGUAUAAGCACAUCCAUCAGAUCUAUUUUGGCAUGCACUUUGAUAGAUUUUUUACCUGCAACACCUACCGUAGAAUGUAAUCUAGCCGGAAAAAAGCUGUAGUUUCUAAAACUGUUGACGGAAAAUUACAAGCGAAUGUAUACAUUUGUAUAAAUGUCCUUUGUAUUUUGGCAGUAAAAAAAAAGCCUGAUUAGAAUUUGUUUUAUGUUUCAUCACCUACAUUAGUUCAACAUUGUAAGGGUUUAGCUCAUAAGAGCCCAUAAAGAAGUACCGUACAAUCAGACAUGAUAAGGCCUUUUCCCUGAAUUAAAAUAAAGGAUUUCUCAUUGCAAUAAAGUUAUACAUUUUGGUGGACAGGUCUAGAUUACUAAUGACUGAUGAGAGGUGGUGAGAGGAAAUGCGGGGGUUUGGUUAUUUUCAAUGUAGUAUUAUUUGGUUGCAUGCAAGAAAAGCCAGCCUUGAUUUGAAAAAGAAUGGGGGCACUUUGAUGCCCUGAAUAUGCCUGCGGUUUUUAGGUUUUUAGGGAGAUUCACGCGUGUUAUGCAUUAUCGUUGUCAAUAUCUUUAUCAUUGUUGCUCACUGGCAUGAACAUUCAAGGGAUUUCGAUGUAAUACAUGCAUUCUCAUCAUUUUUACCAUUGUGACGGCUGGUUUAUGAUGUCAUAGAGCCUAGGAGUCACUAUAGGAAGCGGUUAAAAAAUAUAUUUUAAAAAUAAUAUCACAUUUCAUAAAAGCAGAUAGUGCAGCAUUGAAAUACCAUUAAUGUACACAAUCCUUUUUUAUGGGGUUGCUCCAAAUAGACGUAGUAUUUGUUUGAAUCCAUAGUGAUCUAUGUAUUUUUUUUGUCAUACAGUAAAUAUUAUGUGUUGAAGAACCUAUGUACAUGUUGGUCAUCCUCUGGCAUUAUAAGCUUGGUUAUGUUGUUUGUUCAUACGUCUAGGGGAAAUCCUAGGUUAUUGCACACUAUGGCGGACAAAAACAGAAUCCCAAAGGGCCACAAUUUCAUUCAAGUAUUUUUCACAUCUGUUCUACAGAAACCUAGCCAGCGGUAACUUAAGGCAUCGUGUUUUCAUGCCAUGGCAUUUCAGAGCAGAGGACCUUAAAUCCAAGUGCUGUAUUGUUUCAUGUUUUUUCGCAAGAUGUCUAACGUAAGGGGUAUCUCCUUCCUUAGGGGAUUGUUUGUUUUGAAUAUUUAUUACACAUUUUUAACCGGAAUAUUUUUACACAUACGGUGUGUUAUGUCUCAUAAAGCGAUCAUGAUGAUCAUCCUCGGUGCACACAACUAAAUGUAUUGUUGAAUUAAUCUUCUUGUUUGUGUUCUUUGUGUUCCAGAGGGUUUGAGAAUUUAAUGAGCAACUGUGAAAGCUUCCCUCCAUUUUAAGCCCCCUCCUUUCUAAAAAAGCAAUGUUAUGUAUAUAAUUAACAUCAGUGCCUUCAUUUUGAUCUUUAUGGUGUCUAUGUGAUUUUUUCAACCAGGAAAUAGCUUUAUAUUUUUAUUUUGACAUUGGUCACACUGCAGUUUUCUAUGUAUAUAUGUAUCAUUUUCAAAUGUCAUAAGCCACCAGCCCAAUAAAACACAUUCACUACCCUG